AUCACUAGAAGUUUGUAAUUCUGUGAAGACAGGCAUGCAGCACAACAUCAGCAGUACUUCUUCGUUGCCUGGAUUGGGGCUGUGUGGACCCGGAGUAGAUGAAGGUGAAGAUCUGUGGAACCGGAGCACCGGGACCCAACGUAACCUCUCUCUGAGAUGCUGGCUCCAGCUGUUGUCUAAAGAAGCCAUGCCAGAGCUGUAUGGUGACACCUCGAGUAUGGCCAUGCGCGUCGUAAUCGCACUCGUCUAUCUGGUGGUGUGUGCUCUCGGUCUGGUGGGGAACUUGCUGGCACUGUAUCUGCUCAAAUCUCGGCACCGGCUCAAGCAAUCAUCCAUAAACUGUUUUGUCAUGAGCUUGGCUAUAACGGACCUGCAGUUUGUACUGACACUUCCCUUCUGGGCUGUGGACACGGCGUUGGACUUUCGCUGGCCAUUUGGCAAGGUCAUGUGCAAGAUUAUCAGCUCAGUCACUACCAUGAAUAUGUAUGCCAGUGUGUUCUUCCUGACAGCUAUGAGUGUGGCGCGUUACUGUUCUCUGGCCUCGUCCUUACGCAUGCACAGCCCCAAGAUGGCAUCGACCGAGGUGAAAUGGGCAAGUGUGGCCAUCUGGCUCGUGUCUCUGCUGGCAACGCUGCCUCAUGCUGUCUACUCAACCACGGCACAAGUGUCAGAUGAUGAACUUUGCCUUGUACGCUUCUCAGACCUGGGAAACUGGGAUCCACAGCUUUUGCUGGGUCUCUAUCAGACACAAAAAGUGCUCCUGGGUUUUGUCAUUCCACUGAUUAUUAUCUGUGUUUGCUACCUACUUCUGCUGCGCUUCGUGUUGCAAAGACGAGUUAGUGGGAUCCCCGGCUCAGACAGUGAACGAGGGAGGCACAAGCGCCGUUCCAAAGUCACCAGAUCUGUCACCAUUGUGGUCCUGUCAUUCUUCCUAUGCUGGCUGCCCAACCAGGCACUGACACUUUGGGGGGUCUUAAUCAAGUUCGACUUGGUGCCAUUUAGCAAGGCCUUCUAUAACGCCCAGGCCUACGCUUUCCCCAUUACUGUGUGCCUCGCACACACCAAUAGCUGUCUCAAUCCAGUGCUUUACUGUCUCAUCCGGCAGGAGUAUCGCGCCAGUCUCAAGAAGCUGUUGCUGAGAGCCACACCAUCCUUACGCAACCUGACCAAUUUAGUGCGCAGGAAUAAGAAGGUCGCCGAUGUUCCACCUGGCUUGGCUGUCGUGCAGAUGGAUGCUGGACUGUGAAGUAGUCCAUGGAACCAUAUGUGACAUGUAGUCAUCCCAGAUCAUCAUACCAGUUUUGUAAUGGCACCCAGCAAGUUAUGAUUGGACUAAUACUUCUGGGGUCCAUGAAACUGGACUCUAAACCGACCAGCAGGACUUUCGUCAGAAUUGUAGUAUUUAAAGGUGGUCUGCUUUUUGAUUCAGGAACUCUGUCUGUUUGGUAUCUACUGUUUGGUUUCUGUAUGGCUCUGUCCAAAACGCUGGGGUUCUUGUGUCACGCUUGUUCAUUUUUGUCUUUGCUAUAGCUCUGGAAAUACAGAGAUGAUGUCUGAUGUCCUUUUUUUUUAAGAAUCAUAACUGAUUAUCGAACAUUGAAUAGAAGAAAAUGGUCAAAACUCAAGACUUUCAUCGAAGGAAACAGAUAAAAACAAUAACAUAAGACUCAAUAGCUUACCUGCAAUAAGAAUUACUUUCUCCAGGCUUUUUUACUGUACAAUGCCCAGUGUGAUACCUCAGGCUUAUAUAAUUAUAUUGUCUUUUUAUUUCAUUUUUGCAGGAUGGAGUCAAAUAAAUAUUACACAAAGGACCAUAUGUACCCACCUGCAUGUGAUAAAAUAGAAAUGACCGUAAUGAAAAUGCACUGUGCACAGCCAUGAUUUGAAUUAUAUACAUAAUAUAAUGUGUACUGUGAAAUAAAAAUUUGUAGGUCAUUCUGAAUCUGAA
Molecule: messenger RNA, 1948 nt
Organism: Ictalurus furcatus (blue catfish)
Lineage: Eukaryota; Metazoa; Chordata; Actinopteri; Siluriformes; Ictaluridae
Gene: rxfp3.2a
Product: relaxin family peptide receptor 3.2a
Exons: 1
Coding region: 35-1246 (403 amino acids)
Biological process (GO): immune response; G protein-coupled receptor signaling pathway
Cellular component (GO): membrane
Molecular function (GO): G protein-coupled receptor activity
Source: RefSeq, a predicted model, not a curated record